This is a messenger RNA of Penicillium pulvis, 1683 nucleotides long. RefSeq names its product class I adenylate-forming enzyme family protein. Lineage: Eukaryota; Fungi; Ascomycota; Eurotiomycetes; Eurotiales; Aspergillaceae. The coding region runs from base 1 to 1683 and encodes 560 amino acids. Gene Ontology annotation, molecular function: very long-chain fatty acid-CoA ligase activity. The transcript has 5 exons. The record is from RefSeq and is a predicted model, not a curated record. Gene Ontology annotation, biological process: fatty acid biosynthetic process.
AUGACGAUCUCAUAUACCCCUACAUUACCAAAAGACCCCCUUUUCUGCAGACUGCUGAAGCUUGCCACUCAGAGAGAAGAUAAAGUUAUCGUCAAUGACUGUAGUCGCGACACGCAAUUUGGCUAUCGUCAUAUUCUCGAUGGCACUGUGAAACUCCAGCAAAAGCUCGCAGAACUCCUGGAACGAUCUACUUUUGAUAAACCUGGCGGUUUCUAUGUUGCUCUGUUGGCCCCAAAUGGCUAUGAAUUCAUCGUCGGGGUUCUUGCGGUCCUGGCCCUUGGUGGAGUAGUUGUGCCGAUGCCUACGGGUGCGCUUCCAGCCGAAGCAUCAUACAUUCUUCGCCUAUGCGAUGCACGCUGUCUCAUUGCUAGCACGGAGCUAGUCGACCUCGCCACCCAGAUCCGAAAGGAAGUCGAUAUCCCUUCCCUUGUUAUUGAGAGUAAUCACGACGACGUCAACCGUCUACUUCCAGUGACCCGUUAUACCCUUGAUCCAGGCCUUGCGGUGUCCGAAGAAACGCCUAGUAUAUUGUUCUUUACCUCAGGAACGACUGGGCCACCAAAGGGUGUACUCCACGCCCGUCGGUCUCUCAAUAAGUAUGCUCGGUUGGAAGAAGAGACCGAGGAAAACGACGAGCUUUGCAUAAUACCAAGAGGAGCAUUUUGGUCUAUUUACUUCACAAAAGUAUUUCAAAUGCUUCUCGUGGGGGUUCGUGUCGAGGUUCACAACUUCGGCCGCAACUAUAACCUGAUUUGGGAGAAGCUUCGUGAGAAAACUGGAACCAAGAUCACCUUGUCUCCUACCUUUUGGUACGGUAUGAUGAAACACUUUCAGACUCACAUUGCAAAAUUGCCGGAUCCUAAAGUCAGGGAAUACAUCGAGGGAGUCCAGUACCUUCGCGAUGCAGCUGCAACAGGAGCUAUGCCUUCAGAUCGAGUCAAGCAAUUUUGGCAAGAAAUGCGCGGUGGGCGGCUGCUUAGGAUACAAUAUGGGUCUACGGAGUCGCAAGAGAUAGCUAGUUGCGAUGAGAGAUCGGGAAGUGCGGAGGCUGACCUGGGAACACCUCUUCCAAAUGUGGUUAUGAAGCUAUCCGAAGGAGAAGAAGGGGAAGUUCUUGUCAAGACCCCUUCCUUGUUUCUUGGUUACCUGAACUUACCAGAUGCUACUGCGGAACGUUUUGACUCAGAGGGGUUCUUCAAGACUGGAGACUUAGCCAUCCUCCAGAAUGGACGCUAUAUUUUCAAAGGAAGAGCAAACAUGGAUUUGUUCAAGUUCUACACUUAUAAAGUCCCUCGAGCACAAGUCGAGUCCAGUCUGACUGCGCUUCCUUAUGUCGCAGAGGGAUAUAUUCUGCCGGUUGAAGAUCCACAAUGCGAUACCAGAACAGCUGCCUUAGUGCGAUUCCACGAUGGUAUGGAGAAGAUCGACUUGAAAUCUCUCAGAACCGACUUGUCCAAGGACAUGCCUGCCUAUCAACUACCGACUGUACUUCGGGUUUUGAGGGAACACGAAACGGUACCACGGACAUGGUCAGACAAGACUGCCAUGAUGAAGGCGAUUCAGAUGUUUUUCCCGCAAGAUUGUGAGGACAAAAUCUGUGGGGAAGCGACGGAAGUAUUGGAUAUCAGUGAUUUCAUGAAGAUGAAAACUACAAAGCUGUGGGAAUUGUCCGGAAUGCGAUAG